Macrobrachium nipponense is the source of this 4332-nucleotide messenger RNA. Its product is annotated as carboxypeptidase D-like. Lineage: Eukaryota; Metazoa; Arthropoda; Malacostraca; Decapoda; Palaemonidae. Gene Ontology annotation, biological process: peptide metabolic process; protein processing. Gene Ontology annotation, molecular function: zinc ion binding; metallocarboxypeptidase activity. The record is from RefSeq and is a predicted model, not a curated record.
UAGUCUGAUGUGUCUCCCGGCCCCUAUACCCGCCUCCACCCCCUACACCCAAAACAAGUGUCGUAUCAUGGAAAGACGAAAGUUAGUUUUCAGCAUCUUAAUUCUUAUUCUACAAUGCUUACAAGAAAAAAGUGCUUCAGGGGCCACCCAGAUGCUUCCAAUAGAUGGCGUGACACAAGCUGAUGGUAUUGACAUGUCGCACUAUCACCAUUAUGAUGAUGUAAUAAAACUGGCAGAAGAACUGAAGACCAAUCAUCCAAAUUUAGCAGAUUAUUAUAGCAUUGGCAAAUCUGUUAAGGGGCGUGAUCUUAUUGUUAUCAAAAUUAGUGAUAACAUCCAAGAGCGAAAAGAAUGUGAACCAAUGUUCAAGUAUGUUGCAAAUAUGCAUGGAGAUGAAACUGUUGGCCGAGAAUUGGUUAUUUUUUUGGCACAAUAUCUUGUCAAUAAUUAUAUGAAGGAUGAUCGCAUUACUCGACUAAUCAAUUCAACUGAAAUUCAUCUAAUGCCCUCUAUGAAUCCUGAUGGAUUUGAGGCAGCCCAGGAGGGAGCUUGUGAUGACUGGAGGGGAGGUGCAAGGUCCAACGCAAAUGCUGUUGACCUAAAUAGAGACUUCCCAUCUCAAUGGGAGUCCCUUUCAGAGGAAGAAAUUUAUAAGGGCCGUCAGCCUGAAACUUUAGCGAUGAUGAGUUGGAUUGUUAAUAAUCCUUUUGUUCUUUCUGGAAAUCUUCAUGGUGGAUCUGUGGUAGCAAGUUACCCAUUUGAUGAUUCUCGUUACCAUAAGGGAGGACCAAGCCUGGCUCCUGAUAAUGAUUUGUUCAAAUACCUGGCCAAUGUUUAUGCCUCAAAGCAUGCUACCAUGUUCAACGGCAAUCUUUGUGAAGGGGACAACUUUAGGAGCGGCAUUACAAAUGGAGCUGCGUGGUAUGAUGUUAAAGGUGGAAUGCAGGACUUCAACUAUGUCUUCGGUUCAUGUUCAGAGGUUACAUUUGAACUGUCUUGCUGUAAAUACCCAAAAGCAUCUGGUUUAGUAGAAGAAUGGAUCAACAACCGGGAAUCUAUGGUAGCAUUCAUGGAACAAACCCAUAUGGGUGUUAAAGGUUUGGUAACAGAUGCUGAUACUGAUGCAAGUCUUCCAGGAAUGUUUGUUAGUGUAGAAGAAAUAAACUACAAUAUAACAACAUCAAACCGUGGAGAAUACUGGCGACUUUUGAUGCCUGGCGAAUACACUUUAGUUGCCCAAGGAUUUGGGUACAACACUGAAAGGAGGAAGAUAACUGUUGUUAAUGGUACAGUGACUCGUCUUGAUAUUAAAAUGAAACGUCAUGCUAAAGUCAAUUCAGAAAGAGAAGGAAAACCAAGUCUGCGAAGAUUACCGAUAAUAGAUGGAAGUAAAAGCUCUUUGCAGAGUAGUAAUAGAGGUACUAGUGGAUUUUCUUCGAGCAUUACUGAGAGUUUAAAACCCUCCGUGUCAGCCUCUUUUCCAGUUCUAGCCACCUCUGAAGAUGAUACACAUUCAGAGGCUAAUACUUCAAGUAUCAAUGAUUUGAUUUAUACUAGUCCCAUUGGUAGCAAAAGUUCUAGUUUCGUCAACCUGUUGUCACAUGCAAACUUUGGCAACAAGUCAGUAUUCCUGACAAAUAUAUCAACUGAAAGUGCUGUAUUCAUGGAAAAAGAGCAGGAGCUUCCUAUUACUUCAAAAGUACCAGCAUUGCAUAUCACUAAUUUACCUGAGUCCGAGGUCAACAACUUGAAAAGUUUACAAAUGAUAAAGGAUGUUACAACUGAGGAGUACAAUACCAGUGAUAUGAAAUCCACUGAAGCUGUAAGCCUGACAUUUAACUUUUCGUCAUUGUCACCCAUCCUAACCACCACCACUACUACUACUGCUCCUACUAGUACUACUGCUACUCCUUCUGCUACUACCACCACCACCACCACCACACAGAAAUCUACAAGACCUGAAGAAGAAGGUUUCUUGACACCUCCAGAGUUCAAGUAUCAUCACUAUCCUGAGCUCGAAACAUACAUGAAAAAGUUGAAUGAAAAAUAUCCAAAAUUGUCUCGAAUGUACAGUAUUGGCAAGAGUGUUGAAGGCCGAGAAUUGUAUGUUUUGGAAAUUUCAGACAAUCCUGGGAUCCAUGAACCUGGUGAGCCAGAAUUCAAAUAUAUAGGAAACAUGCAUGGUAAUGAAGUAGUUGGCCGUGAAACACUCUUAUUGCUUAUGCAGUAUCUCCUUGAUGGUUAUGGCAGAAACAAUCGUAUAUCCAGACUCAUUAAUGACACAAGAAUUCACAUCUUGCCCACCAUGAAUCCUGAUGGAUUUGAAGUUGCUCAACAAGGUGACUUUGGCGGAGUGAUUGGUCGUGCAAAUUCAAAUAAGAUGGAUCUGAAUCGCAACUUUCCUGACCAGUAUUUUACAAAUCAUGAAAAUGAAAAACAAGAACCAGAAACACUGGCUGUUAUGAAAUGGUGCAAAGAAUAUCCAUUUGUUUUAUCAGCAAAUCUUCAUGGAGGCUCACUGGUUGCCAAUUAUCCUUUUGAUGAUAAUUCACUGGGUCGAAGUGGACUGCAUAGCCCCUGUCCUGAUGAUGAUGUUUUUAAGAAAUUAGCCAAAGCUUACUCUUAUGCCCACCCUAGAAUGUUUCUAGGAAAACCUUGUAAUUCUCCUGAAGUUGUGUUUGAUGAUGGAAUUACCAACGGAGCUGUGUGGUACAGUGUUUCUGGUGGCAUGCAGGACUGGAAUUAUUUAAAUACUAAUUGUUUUGAAAUAACUGUAGAAAUGUCGUGCAACAAGUAUCCUCGUAGCUCAGAACUUCCUCAUUACUGGAAUGAAAACAAGCAGUCACUACUUUCAUAUGUGGAGCAAGUACAUACAGGGGUUAAAGGGUUUGUCGUAGAUGAAAAUAACAAUCCUAUAAGCAAUGCCACUAUAAACAUUCAAGGCAUUAAUCAUGAAAUAAUUUCUGCAUCAGAUGGAGAUUAUUGGAGACUUUUGGUUCCAGGCACUCAUGUCCUGACAGUAUAUGCUGAUGGAUAUAAACCAAGUACUCAGACAGUAGAAGUACCUCAUUUAUGGGCAACUGUUGUCAAUUUUACUUUGAAAGCUGAUGAUACUGGUUCAUGGUCACAAGAUGAAGAUUUUAGUAUUACUGAGAAUCUACUUGGUGAUUAUCUCAACAAUUCUCAGUUAAAUGAAGCAAUGGCAGACAUAGAGAAUCAACACAAAGAUAUUGCAGAGUUCUUAUUGAAUGAUAAUGAAUGGAGUAUGAAGGUUCAUGCUUUGCAGAUGGGUAUUAAACCGGUAGAUGGUCCAGACAACCGUGCUCGUAUUGUGAUAUUUGGUGGAUUGUAUGGCUCUCAACCUGUCGGAAGGGAAUUGGUGAUUCGUUUGGCAAGGCAUUUAGGAGAAGGUUGGAAUCGCAAGGAUGAACAGAUCCAAAAGCUUUUGAAGGAGACACAAAUAAUCUUAGUCCCUGCUGUUGACAUUGAAGGUUUUGUGACUUCUGAACCAGGUAUGUGUGGAUAUAGUCAAACGAGUGAAAUGGAAAGGGAAGUUGGAGCAUUGUUUGCAGCCGAGAUAAGCGAUCCAUAUGCAGAAGCAACAGUCAAAUUGAUGGAACAGAUCCACCCACAUGUUGCGCUUUCCUUAGAAUCUGGUGGAGUUUUCAUGAGAUACCCGUGGGAUAAUCCAUCCGCAGUUCCCCCUACAACACCUGAUGAAGCUCGUUUCCAGAUCCUCACAGAAGCAUAUGCGCGCACUCACCCUUCCAUGAUGAAUAAUAAUCCUUGCACAGCACUCAACAAAGGUGCUCCUACUGGUAUAAUUCAUGGGCAAGUAAUUGGUGUCUAUAAGAAUUCUCUGUUAGAUUAUGUCUACAAGAACAUAAAGGAUUCAUUAAUGGUGGCUGCUCAUGUUAGUUGCUGUAAUUAUCCACCUGGACGUGAACUGAAGAACAUGUGGCGGGAAAAUAAAGAUGCCCUGAUGUCUUUCUUACAUGCUGCACAUCAAGGAGUGGCAGGCCGGAUCUUGGAUGAUCAUGGACAUGUAAUACCAGGAGCAAAGGUUACUGUUGAUGAUACAGAGAUUGAGUUGAGUCCUGAAGCUACAUUUAGAAAACUCCUUCCUACUGGAACUCACUCAUUGCAGGUAACUGCAGCAGGUAAAGAGAACAAGACAUUGGGUAUCUUGAUAGAAGCUCAUAAAGAGACACCAGCCAGUGUUACUAUGGAUUCUUUAGAGGAUUCCAGCAUAAAUUAUCAUUCCUACUUUGCAACUGAGGAUUUGAUGCACAAAUUUGAUUCCAAUUACUCCAGCUUUGUUAAGUUAUACAG